Messenger RNA from Manihot esculenta (cassava), 1404 nucleotides. RefSeq lists its product as uncharacterized. The record is from RefSeq and is a predicted model, not a curated record. The transcript has 2 exons. Bases 209 to 1111 code for a protein of 300 amino acids. Lineage: Eukaryota; Viridiplantae; Streptophyta; Magnoliopsida; Malpighiales; Euphorbiaceae.
AUAAAAAAUCUCGAUUUAUCAUCCCUCUCGCCAUCAGAAUCAGAAAAAAAAAAAAGAAGACAUGUCGCAAAAGUCAUAACUAUCCUCCAUCCGCAACAGCUGCAGCACCAUCACCACCGGCAGCAGCCACGGCCAGCGGCGUUUGCUCUUUACUGUCUGCAUCAUAAUCAAAACCUCCAAAGUGAGAAACCGAUCUGAAAAAUAAAAAAUGCCAACCCUAAUAUACCAAAUAUUCUCUGCCUCAGCUCUCAUCUCUCUGGGUGUCUACCAUCUCACCUCCACCAUCCGCAACUUCCUCAAAUCCCCUCAGUCUUUCUCCGCCAGGCCCCAUCACCCGCUUCCGUCCUCCUCCGCGCGUCUCAAACACCUCCACCUCUACAUCCUCCUCCUCUGUCUCCUCAUCGCCUUCGCUCACCAAAUCUUAAUUUCCUCCGACUUCGAUCCUCUCCUCAAAGGCCACACCCCUGUCCACCGCUUCACCUCCCUUCAAUCUGCCGCGCUGCUAUUCCUCUUUGUUAUCGUCUCUGUUGCUCUUCUUCUCUCUGAAUCUACUUCUCUUCUUCCUCUCCCUCCCGAUCUAUUCUUCGCUCUCGGUUCUGCUCUCUUCUUCUUGCAAUACUCCGUCUCUUCCUCUGCUGCUUCCGUUCAGACCUCUGAUCUCCAAGCCAAAUGCGACUCUGUUUCUGCUCAAAUUUCUGCUGUCGUUGCUUUCCUCUGCUUGAUUCUUGCCUUCCAGCCAAGGAUGUUUAUUGCUGAUGCUGGAUUGGCUGGCGCCAUUUGCUUACAGGGGCUUUGGGUUCUUCAGACUGGGCUUUCGCUUUAUGUCGAAGUGUUUAUUCCUGAGGGUUGUCAUUGGUUGCUUGAAAUGGUCAGGGGCGUUGAGGGUUCAACAAAGUGUGAUCUGGAGGAGUCUAGGUUGAGGGCGGUAGCUAUUUUGAAUCUGUUGUUUGUGGUUCAUGUCACGUUUGUGGUUCUCAUUGUUAUGGUUACAUACGCUGUUAUGGCUAGGACUAUUGGGAUCAGAAGAUUGGGGUCAUACGAGGCUUUGCCUACUACUGCUUCUGAUUCUAAUCAUAUUCAGAUGAAGGCCUUCACUGGCACCCAGGCUUGAAUUUUUGGACUUAGGUGAAUAGAGCACGAGCAUUUUAUGAAUUAAUUGUUGGGACAGUCUUCUCCUGCCACCGUUGAGACGAGCCCUCUUUUAUCUGCAGAAGUCUACAGCUAAUGGAGUUCUGCAAGAUCUUAAAACCAUUUCCUUAGAUGCUGCGAGGGUUAAUUUAUCCGUGAGUUCUAAUAGAACAACUCAUAACUUAAAUCUCAUUUUAAUGAGAAGCCAUUCAGUAUUCAACGUUUUACUCUGUCAAUAAAAUUGUCAUUUUAAUAAAAUUUACUAUUAAAUUAUAA